Portunus trituberculatus (swimming crab) is the source of this 2497-nucleotide messenger RNA. Its product is annotated as dnaJ homolog subfamily C member 25 homolog. NCBI's taxonomy places the organism in Eukaryota, Metazoa, Arthropoda, Malacostraca, Decapoda, Portunidae. Gene Ontology annotation, biological process: protein folding. The record is from RefSeq and is a predicted model, not a curated record. Gene Ontology annotation, cellular component: endoplasmic reticulum membrane.
ACUACAGUGUUGUCAGUGAGUAUGUGGCGGAUCCUUCUGCUCCUCUCCCUCUGCCUCGCCUUCCAGCCGGCCAAUGGCUACGUGGAGGACUACUACUGCGGCGAACACAACUGUUAUGACUUGCUGGAGUUGACACGAGAUGCCACCAAGCCGGAGAUUAAGAGGAAUUUCCGUGCCAUCGCCUCCAAGACUCACCCAGACCGCUUCCAGGACCCCGAUGAGAAGAAGGUGGCCGAGGAGAGGUUCCGCAUCCUGUCCACUGCCUAUGACAUUCUCCGCGAUGACGAGGCACGAGAGGAUUACGACUACAUGCUGGACCACCCCGAGCAGUUCUACCAGAAUGUGUACCGGGCGUGGCGGCGACGCAUGGCUCCCCACGUCGACGUGCGGAUUGUCGCUGUCACCAUCUCCCUCAUCUCACUCGUGCAGUACUACAACGGGUGGACGAAGUAUGAGGAAGCCAUCAAGUACUUUGCGGUGGUGCCAAAGUACAGACUGCAGGCGGUGGAGCUGGCCAAGCAGGAGGGCCUGGUGACGGACAAGAAGAGGAACAGGGGCAUGUCCAAGGAGCAGAUUAAGGAGCAGGAGGAGAAGGUCAUCAGAGAGGUGAUCAAGAGCAAGAUGGACAUUCGUGGUGUCUAUGCCAAGCCCACCUAUAAGGACAUACUGUGGGUGCAGCUUGCCUUCCUGCCAUACUGGAGCCUGCAGUACUUUGGGUGGUACCUGCGCUGGGUGUGGAAGUUCUGGAUCUUGAAACACGACUACGGGGACGAGGAGAAGUGUUACAUCAUCCGCAAGUUUAUGGGUCUCAGUCACGGCCAGUUUGAGAACCUGGACGACCACGUGAAGGAGGAGUACCUGGACCUGGAGCUUUGGAAGAAGGAGAACUACGAGUCUUGGAAGGCUGAGAGAGACGCAGAACUCAAGCUAAAGAUGGCACAGUCCGGCCGCUACAAAUCUUACCGGCGAUACAUGAAGAACAAUGGUCCAGGGCGCAUGUACUUUGAUGAUUCUUAAACCCCUGGGAUAACUAUUACUACUACUACUACUAUUACUAUUACUAUUACUAUUACUAUUACUAUUACCACUACUAUUACUACUACUACUACUGCUGAUAUUACUGCUGCUAUUAUUGCUGCUGUUGUCUUUCUUCUCCUUUCUUUGUUUCAGUGGCCUCAGUUAUGUGUACUUUGAAGAUUCCUAACUCUUGUGACUGAAACCACCACUGCUACUACCACUACCGUUACUACUACUUCUACUUCUAUUACUACAAUCUCCUUUCUUCUCCUCAUCGCUUCCUCCUGUUUUGUGAUAGGAAACUACUAGGAAACUUGCCUGCUUGUGUAUUUUUUAUUUCAAUGUAAUUUAUAUUCACUUGGCAUAUGGUUGUGUGUGUGUGCAUGUGUGAGUGUGUGCAUGUGACAGAGAACCCCACAGCAGGUUAGUUUCUGUACCCACAAAGCUCUCUGCAUCAGAUCACACCACCACAACACCUCCCAUGGAUCUUGUUAAGGGAGAAGGUGACGAAGGUGGCAGUGAUGUGAUGUCUCCACCUUUCCCCCCGACAGACUGUUCUCGUGUGGAUCUUUUGUAGUCACAUUCAGGGCACUUGUUUUGACGUGUUGUGGCAUGUUGACAUUUGUAGUUUGUUGGUGGACAUGAGCAUGCAACAUCAAAAUGAACCGUGUGUGUGUGUGUGUUUGUUUGUGCACUUCUGAAACCACCACAGAGAGAGGAAAGGAGACGAGACCACAACCAAAAAUCUCAACCUUCAUCUUCCUUUCUUGCAUUCUUGUCAUUCCCUCCACAUCCCCCACAUCACACACCCACCAUACAUGUCUAGCACACCACACUGACAUACCUUGCCUCUCUGCUGUGUGAUGUGGGGCUCUUCUCUCUCUCUUCUGCCAUCCCAAUGUUGUGACCUUGGACUGCUUGACUGAUAGUAAGAGAGAGAGAGAGAGAGAGAAACAAGACUGCAAAGUAUAAUACGACACUUGUAGAAUUCCUAAGUUUGCAAGAAUGAACAAAAAUUGCAAAAGAGAGAGAGAGAGAGAGAGAAAAGGGGAUAAUAAUACUUGUAGAGAGAGAAAGAGAAAGAAAAACAAGGCUGUAAAGUUUAAUAUGACACUUGGAUUAGCCAUAAGUUUGCAAGAAAGUAUCAAAAUAUCACGAGAAACAGAGAUAGAAAGAGUGAGGGGGGAGACCAUUACCUACUAUUAGCAAGAGAGAAAUGAGUGGCUGUAGCUGUAUCAAAAGUAGAGAGAUAGGCAGACAGGCAGGGGUGCUAAGUAGGAUGAGGAGUAACAGGAGAAACCAUGAUAAAUUUAAAGGAAAAAUACUAUCAAAAUAUUAUAUGAAAGAGACAGAUAGAUAGAUAGAGAGGUGAAUGAACAGUAAUAGACAAAAUAGAUAGGUAAGAGGAAGAUGAACUAUAGAAGGAGGAGGAAGGUAAAGAAAAUGAGAAAGCAAAGGAGGAGGAGGAAGAACAGGAAAA